Mya arenaria is the source of this 3003-nucleotide messenger RNA. RefSeq lists its product as uncharacterized. The record is from RefSeq and is a predicted model, not a curated record. Gene Ontology annotation, molecular function: protein binding. Lineage: Eukaryota; Metazoa; Mollusca; Bivalvia; Myida; Myidae. The coding region runs from base 62 to 2227 and encodes 721 amino acids. The transcript is spliced from 2 exons.
AAUUUAGAACGGCCAGUAAAUUCAAGCAGUUGCCAAAAUCUUAAUUUUGGGUUCUCAGAAAAUGGACAGUAUGGACAGAAGGGGAAUGUCCGUGCAUCUUUCACGGGUUCUUGGAGACAUCGGGGUAAACAAGUUUAUAAUUGCCAAAAGGAGGAGGACUUGGCUGGAAAAAGAGACAAUGCAGAUAUUCUCCGAUGCAACAAUUACUGAUUAUCAUUUUGGCAGCCAGACUGAGGGAACUACAACACCUGGCAUGCAGUCAGACAUUGAUAGUUUGAGCUGUAUAAAUAGAAUACCUGUGGUACUUGGCUGGAAUGAAUGGAAGAAAGGGAAGCGUCAUCUUCUAGUGAUAAAGACAGAAGAGUCCCCACCCCAGCACUGUUGGCUACAAAGAGUUGGGCCUGAUCUUCCGUUACCAGAAUUACAGAUCAUGUUCCCUAGCGAUGUUAUAGACCGAGCAGGUAGAGUGUUAAUGUCAAACACACAGGUGGAAAAUUAUAAAUAUUCUCAAGAACUUAAUGAGUUGGGUGAAGUAAUUCAGCAUGGCCCAUCUAGGAGCUGGGCUAAAAACAGAGAUAAUGUUUUAGCCUAUCAUUGUGACAGUCUUCCAGAGGAGUGUAAAUUUUUGUUCCAAAGACCCCGUCCUGGACAUUGGCCCAGACCUCACACACUGGCCAAGGCCAUGAGGACUGGGGUGUUCCUGGUACCACAGGGAUACAAGGAGUCUCCUUCAAGACCAACAAAAUAUCGCUCCUCCCCACUUCAUGUCACCCCAUAUGACCCAUAUUAUCCAUUGUCAAAACGAGAAUGGCGGUUUUCUACCUCGUUGAUGGAGAGGUUACUGAUUUUUGACAUGACUACAAUACAACUUAAAGUGUACGUAACCAUAAAAAUAAUUCGUAAAACAUUCUUGAAGCCGAUAGUUGGAGACCGUCUCAGUACGUUUCACAUAAAGACUGCCAUGAUGUUCACCAUCGAGACAUAUCCAUCCGAAAUAUGGAGGAAGGAAAAUCUUGUACAGUGUGUGAUCUACUGUCUGACCACACUUCACAGAUGGCUUAACAUCAAAUUCUGUCCACACUAUACGAUAGCUGGAGUCAAUCUUUUUACUGGAAAGUUGUUCAGUCAUGAAAUUAACACUAUUUCCGGUAUUGUAACCUGCAUGAUAGCCUCGAAUCUACAAUGCAUUUAUCAAAUUGAGAUGGACUCACUUGGGGCAAAAUUGUCAGCACUUAGCUUUGGCAUCAGAAAUGGUGAAACAUUAUCUAGGGAUAGGAACAAUCAAGAUAUUUCAACAGAUCUAAUUGAUUCCUUUUUGCGAUCUGUUCAGGCAACGUUACAUGAGCUGAAAGUAAAUCAUGCUAUACUUGGAUAUCACCAGAUCGUACAAUCUCUAUCUGAAAACUUCGAAAUACUGAUUCACAAAUCAGAGCAAGGACAUUCUAUACAAAAACAAAUAUCUGCUGCACUUAUUCCUUAUUUACGUUGCACAAUUGCCUCUUUAAUGGCCUCAAGAUGCAUACAUGAGGGACAAACAAUUACACAGGACAUUCUCAACCUGUACCAACUAUCCUUUGAUGAAGACCUACUAUCCGAAAGACUGAAGUUUUCCUCCAUGCUGUAUUGCAGUGGGCAGUACGAGGCAGCAGCAAAUUACUUAACCUACUGCGAGGGACUGCUGGGUCCGGAAGUGUAUCCAUUCUGUAAUUGUAUUGGACGAGAAUGUUUUAAACGCGAUAACGUGUUUCUAAAUGUUGCCUUUAAAAAAUCGAACAUGACAAUGCUUACAAAGCACACUUCCCUUUGUAUACAUUUCACAAGGAAUGAACUGUGUUGUAUUCCGCCGUUCCUUGUGCUUGAAAUGUUUAGAACAAUAAGUGAGGAGGACAGACGACAGAGACAUCCGACUCCUUUAUAUGAGUGGAUGGACCUGGUCGUAGUUGACUGUACACCAUUCCUCCAUUACCUCCAGUUCCUCACAUACAUGCAGCUCAACCACCAUGACCGAGCAAAAGAGGAAAUGCUGAAACUUGUCAGGUACAUUGCGAAUAACUUUGGUUUUGGGCACACAGACACUUCCUUAAACAUGAUUGGUCAUUGUUGUGAACAAGUGAGCUGGCUUGAUGGAGCCUGGAAGUGCUACGGGAAAUCACUGCAAUUAUAUCCGCUAAACAACGCUGCCAAGUGGCAUUUGGCCAGACUUCUACAUCAAAUAAUUAAUCACUGACAUUGUGGGGAAAGCGAAUAUUACUCGGAAGAAACACGCUUAAAUGGCUUGGUACUUAAUAACUUUGGACACUGCAGUUAACUGGUUAAUACAUGUAUGUUAAGCUAUACCAUUGAAGCAACGCUGCAUAUUGGCAUGUGUCCAGACAUCUGCACUAAGAAAGCAGGAACUGAACAUGCUUGACCAUGUUGUGAAAUUGUGUCCUAAGUAGACAUGAUCUAUGGAUCUGCUAUACGAUUAACAUGUAUGGCUGUAUAUACUACAGAUGGUGUUACAAGCAAAUGUUUACAUGUAAUUAUACAGAUCAAUACUAUUAUACAUUAUGUAUGUCACUCAUUUUACGAGAAAGGUCGACAUUAUUUGUAUUAAAAUGUUUAAUAUAUUGUAAGUAAUUGGUGUUUAUAGUCGGGUUUUGAAUAGCUUGAAUGGAUAUAUGAAAAAUCAAUAAAAAAGUAAUUGUCUUUUAAAUAUAUUGUUUUCUGAAUGUUAUUACCUGCAUGUUGUUGACUUUACAACGAUUGUUUUAUGAAUAAUAUCUUUGUUAUGAUAUUGCGCUGUAAAUCGGCACAUAAGUACCUAUACAAAUACUUAUGUGCCAAAUACAUAAAACGUUGCUAUAAAGCGCGCCUAUUUUCAACGCUAUUUAUUAAUGACGUAACAUCACACUUUUUGGAUGAUUAUAACACUAUUUUUAUAAAUCGAAAAUAGGUAAUGACGUCGUCUUUUGAUAGCGACGUCAUUCAUCAUACAAAUCAAUUCAUUAUAGAAAAAUGAGA